AUGCCCGUGGUGGAGGGGGGCGCCUCUGCUACUGUGCAGCUGCCACCAACGGCGCCUGGGGACACCCAUGGUGGCGAGGCGGCUGCUUUGCCAUCCCCGUCAGCUGCAGGACCAGCUGCCAUUGCCGGCCCACGGUUUCCGUGCACGGAGGGGGGCGCCUCUGCUACUGUGCAGCUGCCACCAACGGCGCCUGGGGACACCCAUGGUGGCGAGGCGGCUGCUUUGCCAUCCCCGUCAGCUGCAGGACCAGCUGCCAUUGCCGGCCCACGGUUUCCGUGCACGGAGGGGGGCGCCUCUGCUACUGUGCAGCUGCCACCAACGGCGCCUGGGGACACCCAUGGUGGCGAGGCGGCUGCUCAAGCAGCAGACGAGAGGAGGAGACUGCUGCCCAAUGAUGAAGCACACCUUGAGCGAGAGAUCCACCGCAUGGCUGCCCCCAUUCGUCGGCAGACGCUGCACGUGGACAUGCAGCCUGGCAGAGGGAUGUCGUUUGUUGCAAUCGUGCCAUUGGAGCAGGACCUCGAGCUGUGGCAGCAGAUGAUGCCGAAGCAGGUGAUGCAAGCAGAGCCGACAGAAGCAGUGCGGCAGGACGCCGUGUCCGCUGGAAAGUUGACCCAUCAGCAGAAGGCAUAUUGGACAGUCACUAAUUCCACCGGCCCCAGCGUUGACACUAUCUCCAGAAACGCUGCAAUAGGAUUUAAGCAGGCACAGCACGAGACCCUUCCGGAAGGCUUCCUCCUGGAGAUGCAUGAGACUUACCUGCGCCACAGCACCGACUACUCUGAUUUAUUUGGUGUUUUCACCGCCUGGCUGUGGGAGCAGUGGACUGAUGACACGACCCCGGGGCCAUUCCUGUCCGACUAUCUUUCACACCUGAGGCUAAGGACCCAUUCAAGAAGGACGCUGUUGCACCGGGACAGCCAUGGCUCUGUGUCCAUGCGGAACAAGGUGUGA
Molecule: messenger RNA, 954 nt
Organism: Volvox carteri f. nagariensis
Lineage: Eukaryota; Viridiplantae; Chlorophyta; Chlorophyceae; Chlamydomonadales; Volvocaceae
Exons: 7
Coding region: 1-954 (317 amino acids)
Source: RefSeq, a predicted model, not a curated record